ACUACAACAUUAAACUAUGAAUUGGAGGUUUAAUGUAUAGCUCAUGUGAUAAAAGACGAUACUCAAUACAGGAGGAAAAAAGUCCAGAAGGAUCCAAAAUGCAUUUACAGGAAAAUCCCAGAAACGACGAAAAUGUUGCUGCGUCAGGAGAUCAUGAUUCACACCCGAACCAGGAGCAGUACAUAACUCCCAACCACAAAGUGAUCCCCAGCCCUAAGAAUAACCACAUUUUGCGGUUGCAUCCACCACAGUCGAAACCACCACAACCGCCUCUCGCAAGGAAUAUUUUGCAAGGCCAAAUCUUACAGCGAGUCCAGCCGAGGACUGGCACGGCCACGGGCACUGGUGUUGUUGUGGACACAGAAGCGUCUGAGGAGCACCGUUAUCCCAAUGUGUUGCAGCGAUCGGCGACUUUGCCAGCGAAACAUCGCUUAGGAGGAGUAGGCCGAGGCAGAGUGACUUUCAAAGUGCCAUCUUCAAGAAAUCCAGGCCCUGCUCCAGCGCAGGUAGAAGAAGCAACAGCUGAAAAGGUCAGACACGCACUAGGAGUAGCUCCAAAAGAGUCUUGCAAGAUGACUUCCGAGGAUCUUUUGCAGCCGGGCCAUGUUGUCAAGGAGCGUUGGAAGGUGGUUCGAAAAAUCGGUGGAGGUGGUUUUGGUGAAAUCUAUGAAGGGCAAGACCUUAUUACACGUGAGCAAGUGGCACUCAAAGUGGAAUCCGCAAGGCAGCCUAAGCAGGUGCUCAAAAUGGAAGUUGCUGUUUUGAAAAAGCUACAGGGAAAGGAGCAUGUGUGCCGCUUCAUUGGAUGCGGCCGAAACGAUAGAUUUAAUUACGUGGUGAUGCAACUUCAAGGAAAGAAUUUAGCAGAGCUUCGGAGGGCUCAGCCGCGUGGUGCAUUUUCGCUUAGUACAACACUUAGGUUAGGCUUACAAAUUUUAAAGGCCAUCGAAUCGAUACAUUCUGUGGGAUUCCUUCAUCGUGAUAUAAAACCGAGUAACUUCUCCGUCGGGCGUUUGCCCUAUAACUGCCGGCGGGUCUAUAUGCUGGACUUUGGAUUGGCUCGGCAAUACACCACCGGUACCGGCGAGGUGAGAUGUCCCCGAGCUGCAGCUGGCUUCCGCGGCACAGUUCGCUAUGCAUCCAUCAAUGCUCAUCGUAAUCGAGAAAUGGGACGUCACGAUGAUCUAUGGUCACUGUUUUAUAUGCUCGUGGAGUUUGUUAACGGCCAGUUGCCGUGGCGAAAGAUAAAAGACAAGGAACAAGUAGGCCUAACAAAGGAGAAAUACGACCACAGAAUUUUGUUGAAGCAUUUGCCGUCAGAUCUAAAGCAAUUCCUGGAGCACAUACAGUCUCUCACCUAUGCGGACCGACCGGACUACGCGAUGCUUAUUGGACUAUUUGAGCGGUGCAUGAAGAGACGCGGCGUCAAAGAGGCAGAUCCAUAUGAUUGGGAAAAAUUGGACACUUCAUCAAUUGGCAACAUCAAUUCAAGUGGCAACGCAUUAGUGCCUGCCAAGAAUGAUUAUAUCCACGGAAAUAUAACACAAAUGACAGUGGCUGCUUCUAACGCGAGCGGCACUGAAUACGUUCGAAAGCGGACUGAUGUUGAUACCGCCCAGAUAGCAUCGACAGAGCCUUUGCAUAUGAAAGAUAAGGUUGACAGAAACUGCAAUGCGACGUCGUCAGUUCCCCAAACACAGGCCAAAGUCGAGGCAUCCGUACAGCAUGGCAACUCAGCCAAUAAUCAAAAUACCCUACCCAAAGUUAUGUUUCAGCAACAACAUGCACCACAGUCUGCCAACACUGCGAUGGCUACGCCGAAUCUCCCCAGUUCACUAAACAAGUCAUCAAUGGUUGGUGUUGGAAACCAUGAAGCACCGAUAAAGACACCACAUUCAGUAAUUCAUGCGAAGAACUGCCAACCCCACAGCGGAACCGGAUCAUUUUCUGCAUCAAACCAAAACAACUCUGCUCCUGUUUAUUAUCCACAUCUGGAAGAUAAGUUUGCAGCCACUCAGCUAUUGCAAACGAAGAAGACCGCCGAGGGAGAGCGCAAAGGAGAUGUUGAUAUCGAAGUCGCACUCAUUGCAGUGGAAUGCUCCCAAGACCAGAAGAUCGUCGAGACAAAUGUUGCUGAGAGUGUCCAUAGAACACCACAGUGCGGCGGAGAGCAGCAGCCGCCACCGCAACCGAAAAAUAUAAACCCAAGUGGCAAUACUGAUAAACAACAGCAGAAACUGGAAGCAUUGCCGUCAGAAAAGUGCAGCGAUAGCAAGCGAUCCGUGGAUGAUCUAAAGUCAACCUAUGGCCGCCUCCGUGUUCUUACAGCCCCACCUAUGAGCGUGCAUGAUCUAACCCUUGGUGGGGCCCAAAGCCAGCAAAGAGAUGAACAGUCAGUAACACAUGAUCAGGAUGCUCUAGUUUUCUGUGGAGGAGCAGGCGGAGGAGGAAGCACUGCCUCUAAGGUUGCCAUGUGCCAGCGCGGUCAGUCUUUUGGCAUGGUUGGCGUACCGCCGGUCAAUCGCCGUUCAGCAACAUCCACCAAUUUACGUCCGUCUUCCUCGGGUGCUGCUUCCAAUUCGAUUCAACGUAUAAAUAGCGCAUCAGCAGGUGCAGCUGGUUCAGGAACUGGCAGCAACACAGCCAGAAGCAGUGUUACCGGCGACCAUUCAGUCACUCAGUUCGCAUUGAUAGACGAUGAAAAUGUGUCCGCAUUACAACAGGUAACCAGGGGCGGAGCUCUCACUCUUGCUUCCCAAUGGAAAAGUCAGUUUGAUGACUCUGAGGACACGACCGAUAACGAAUGGAACAGAGAGCCACAGUCGCAACCCAAUUUGGAUCAAUUGAUUAAGGGGGAUGUUUCAUUGCCACUGUUAAAUGAAGCUGCAAUCUUUUCCCUAACUGCCGUCGCUGAUUCAACCAAGACACCAAAGACCCAAACGUCCCAAGAUGCAAAAUCCAGGCUGAAAAGGUAUACACUCAACAUAGCCGGGAUCGAGAACUACGACACGUUGAAAAUCUCUUUACCGCACUGCUGGUCCGACCCUGCAAUGGGUAAUUUAUUACGUAAAGACUUAGAGCCACCGGCUGUGCAGCAAGCCGCUUUUGACAAUACAGUAUAUCGAAUGGAUAUAGCCAGGAAUGUUUGCGUGCGAGAAACAUACUCGGAAAUCACCCCGCUAGGACAGCCAAAACCUUCUGUUUCUAUCGUUUCGCAGGCGAUAUUGCCGUCAUCAUCUAAAGAUGAUAAUGUUGCGUUUCAGUCAAAUAGGUCAAAUGAGAGCCAAACCAAGUCGAAACAUCGAAACAGCCUUCCGAAUGUGUCAAUAGCCGACAUUUUUGACGAGCAAAAGGCACAAAUACCAAAUUAUAGCUCUUUGGUGGGGAAUAACGCGGCUCAACCUUGGUGUGUUCAAACCACAUCUUUCCAGAGGAGUAAUUUGCCUGUGAGUGAAGAGAUCCAGGAUAACAAUGGUUGUGUUAGUGGGCGUCUGGAAAUUCGAGUCAUUCCCAAAGAAUCCUCACAUUUGGAUGAAUCUGUUUACUAUGAUGCGCUGGCAGCUGCUGUUAAGAUGACUCCAAGUACAACUAGCCAAGGCAUUGCUUUUAAAAUUCAAGGCCAAGAUUCUAGUGAUAAGGUGCUAAUGAACUGUGAUGAAAUAAAAGCAACAGCAGCAGCAGCAAUGAAAGCUUCCUCUCCGAAUGCAAUCAAUAAUUGUAAAGUACCAGCCGACAAAGCAUGCAACGAGCCAUGUCGCCUCAGUUCCCAUGUGGUUGAUUCCAUCAAGCUAAAGCUGAAUGGAAAUAGCGAAAUAUGUAACAUAAAGGAACAGGCUUUGGAAAAAACAGGUGAUUUAGAUACUCAAAUAACAUGGGUGAGUUGCGGCCAGGGUGGAGCCGAAGGUGGCUGUGAGCCAACGCUUUUGGCACCCAGCAAAAUACCAGUGCGCCAAUCAAAAUGUGCUUCAUGGGCUGGUGCUGAUACUGCCACAAAAGCUUUAACGCCAAUCGGGUCCUUGGCAGGACAGCAUCUUAUCCAAAAAAAUCUACCAUUUGACAUGUCCAAUUGUAUAAUGGACGCUAUUCCUGUUCGCCACGACGUAUACUCUGGUGUUUUACAGAAUCCUCCUAAUAAUACGGACCUAACACCAGGACUACGACGUCGGCGAGAAUCCGCUGAAGGAAAGUACAUAACCGACCCAACGCAAUUACAGCUAAGAUUUCAACGUCCUAGGUCCCGCACUUCCAGUCGAACUCGUGGCAUACCCACAGCAAUGUUAGGAAAUUUUGAUGAUCAAUCAACUGAUCUCAGUGAAGAAAAGGCUGGAACUAUUGGAGCCCACUUUAAUACAAAGCAAUAUGAAGAAUCGAACUUAAACAAUAUCACAUGGAGUGAAAGUUCAACAGAUCAACAAACUAAGAGUAACAUCUCGCCGCCACCGGGGGAGCCAAAAAUAGAAAAUAGUGCGCGCCUUCGUCGAUAUAGACAUAACAUAGAAUAAUUUACAUUCUCAGUAGUAAUACUACAAUACUAAUUUGGCCCCAGUACUUAUUUCGAGAUGAAUAACAGAGUCCAUUGAGUACAGUUCACAAAUAUUGGCUCCUACAUACAUACAUACAUACAUACAUACAUACAUAUGUAAGGUAUCGAAAUUGUGUUCGACCUGCAUAGACAAACUUUAUUUAUUUUCUUUAUUUUGCUAUCUAUGAAAAAUUAAAUCAAAUAUUUUUUUUCUCAUGUCUACUUCUGGGGCAUGGAAAAGUAACCAAACCAAAAUAUAAUGAAAAUAUUCAAAUAAGCUUUAAAAGAAACGCCUAACUCCGUUAUUUAUACAUAGAAUCAAAAUAUAUUGAUCGACUAAGAACUAUCGCACCCGUACACCUGUAACUCACAAUUAAUGAUGCCCCUCAACGAUAAACGACAUCUAAUUAUCUCCGUAUUUAAUACUUACAAAUUUAAUUGUGAAUGUUUUAAGUCAAGGAUGUAUUAUAAUACAUUUUCAAAUAAAAUCAUUGGUAGGUGAAUUUCAGUUAUUAAUAAAUUAGUUUAUACUUUGUUAUUUAGUUUUAUGUAUGUUUUGCAAGAGCGUUUAACUCUACAUAUGGAGUUGUCGUUGCGAUUUUAAUUUCAGUGAUGUCAGUUUGUAAAAACGUGUGACCUUGAUGUUCACCAAUGACCCGAUAAGGUUCGCUUACCUUUCACAUUACAAAAAGUGGAAUUUUCUAUGGAAUUAGGUUUUUAUUGUUUUUUUCCAAG
Drosophila guanche is the source of this 5257-nucleotide messenger RNA. It is a transcript of the gene Asator, whose product is annotated as tau-tubulin kinase homolog Asator. Gene Ontology annotation, cellular component: cytoplasm; nucleus. Gene Ontology annotation, biological process: signal transduction; peptidyl-serine phosphorylation. The record is from RefSeq and is a predicted model, not a curated record. The transcript has 14 exons. Lineage: Eukaryota; Metazoa; Arthropoda; Insecta; Diptera; Drosophilidae. Bases 33 to 4502 code for a protein of 1489 amino acids. Gene Ontology annotation, molecular function: ATP binding; protein serine/threonine kinase activity.